CUAGCCCGCAAACCACCACAUCCGGACAAUGAAGUUCUCUCUCAUUACCCUUCUGACGGUCGUCCAGGCUGCUGUGGUCGAGCUCACAGACGAAAACUUUGACGAGGUUGUGCUUGAUCCAACCAAGAAUGUGCUGGUGAAGUAUUUCGCACCCUGGUGCGGUCACUGUAAGAGUCUGGCGCCAAUCUUUGAGAAGGUUGCGGAAGACUAUGAGCAAGACGACGACAUUGUGAUUGCCAAAAUCGAUUGUGACAAGUACAAGACAAUCGGCACCCGAUUUGGAAUUCAAGGCUUCCCUACUCUCAAGUAUUUCCCAGCAGGCGACAAGACACCCGUUGAGUACAACUCUGGCCGAACUGAAGAGGCCUUCCUGGAGUUCAUCAACGAGAAGACCGGCUCCUUCAGGCUCCCUGGCGGCGCUUUGAAUGCCCUGGCUGGACGUGUUCCAUCGCUCGACUCGAUUGCCCAGAAGAUUGGUGCUACCAAGGGAGAAAGCUUGACUGCUCUACUUGCCGAGGGCCGUGCUGCUCUCGACGACUACGCCAAGGAGGCCAAGAAUGACAUCUACAAGUACUACUACCGCGUUUUGGAGAAGCUCGAGACCAAGCCCGACUGGAUUGACACUGAGUACGCUCGAUUGUCGAAGCUCUUGCAAAACUCAUCGGCCCUGGCAAAGGAGAAGCUUAACGAAUUGCGUCAGAAGAAGAAUAUCCUUGAGGCGUUCUUGGGACGCGAGGCAAAGAAGUUGGUUGGCAAGACGGACAAGGAGGAGCUUUAGGUUCUCUUUUCAUAGUCACACACGCUACAGUAGACAUUCAGAAAAGUUAUGAUUUUAAUCUCUCACCAGUGCUCACACGAUUACUAUCAAAGCUGCUUUUUGCGCCGCGUCAGGUGCUCUACAUGAGAUAGGACCUAGUGCUCCCCUGUGGCUGUGGCGUGCUUCAGUGCCUCGAUAGCUCUGACUUUGGUUUCUUUCCAAUCAACAACAGGCUCAGGAUAGUCGAGUGCUUCAAACUCUUGCCGUGUGCAGCGCUCGAACGGCGCAAAGAUCUUCUUGUUGUCGAGGUCCUUCAGCUCUGGACACCACUUGCGAAUAUACUCUGCUGUCGGAUCAUUGUUUUCACCUUGCGUUGUCGGAUUGAAGACUGUGUAUGAAGGCUCCCAGCCUUGACUGUUGUUGGACAUGUCCCAAUCGAUGAGAUGUUCGGCAAAGUAGCGCUCGCCACGUCGAUAGUCGAUGAGCAUGUUUGUUCGUAGCAG
This is a messenger RNA of Protomyces lactucae-debilis, 1260 nucleotides long. Its product is annotated as thioredoxin-like protein. The record is from RefSeq and is a predicted model, not a curated record. Gene Ontology annotation, biological process: protein folding. Bases 29 to 778 code for a protein of 249 amino acids. Lineage: Eukaryota; Fungi; Ascomycota; Taphrinomycetes; Taphrinales; Protomycetaceae. Gene Ontology annotation, molecular function: protein disulfide isomerase activity. Gene Ontology annotation, cellular component: endoplasmic reticulum. The transcript has a single exon.